Drosophila albomicans is the source of this 1748-nucleotide messenger RNA. RefSeq names its product WD repeat and FYVE domain-containing protein 2 (gene Wdfy2). The transcript is spliced from 6 exons. Lineage: Eukaryota; Metazoa; Arthropoda; Insecta; Diptera; Drosophilidae. Gene Ontology annotation, molecular function: protein binding; metal ion binding. The record is from RefSeq and is a predicted model, not a curated record. Bases 223 to 1449 code for a protein of 408 amino acids.
GGGUUACACUGGUCAUAAUUUUUGAUGUAUUAAGUUUAAUUUUGUGAUUCAUUCAUUCAUUUAAACAAUUGAAAAUAAGCAGAGUACCGCAACGCAAGCAGGCGUUUAUCUGCGUUUUUUUAUAUAUAUAUUCAUCGAAAUACUGGAAGAUAACGUUGCAAUAAGUCUCACAUAUAUACACAUACAUAAGUUUAACUCUCUCUUAGUGAAAGAAUUGAAAGAAUGGCAGCCGAGAUAAAACCAGCACAACGCAGCAACAAUGACCGCUUUUUAUCGACAAAAAAGCCGGAAUUGCUCAGUAAAUUGGAGGGCAGCGGUGACGAUGUAAAUGCAGCAAUCUUAAUACCUGGUGAAAAUGGAGUUAUCAGCGUUUCAGAUGAUAAAACGGUGCGUGUUUGGCUUAAACGGGAUUCCGGACAGUAUUGGCCCAGUAUUUGUCAAUACAUGCCCUCUGGCUGCACUGCCAUUGAAUACGUUCAGGAGCUACGUCAGUUGUACGUUGGCCAAGACAACGGAACCGUAACGCAAUAUACGCUCUCUGAGGACUGCAAUCGUUUGUCGUUUAUCCGCGAUUAUCUGUCGCAUCAGGGUCGAGUGGUGGCCGUUGUUUUUUCGAAAACUCACAACUGGAUUCUCUCUGCUGGCAAAGAUAAACAGUUUGCGUACCAUUGCACGGAAUCGGCAACUCGAGUGGGCGGAUACAACUUUGAGACGCCGUGCACUGCACUGCAGUUCGAUGCUCUAGCGAAAUACGCUUUUAUUGGAGAUCAGGCAGGCCAAAUAACGAUGCUACGCUGUGAUGUGUCCGGUGUGCAGUUAAUCACCACAUUUAAAGGCCAUACUGCUGGUAUUAGGUGCUUGAGAUGGGUGGAAGGACCCCAGUUAUUGUUCAGUGGUGCAUGCGAUCAAUCCGUGAUUGUCUGGGAUGUAGGCGGAAAGCGAGGCACUAUUUACGAAUUGCAAGGACAUAAUAACAAAGUAUCUGCUCUGGCGUAUGCAAAUCACACACAGCAAUUGAUUACUUGUGGUGAAGACUCCGUAGUUGUUUUUUGGGAAAUGAAUGCUAUGCGAAAAGAGGUACCUGGAUGGGUGGAGUCUAAUAAUUGCCAACUGUGCUCUAGACCAUUUUUCUGGAACUUUCGCUCGAUGAUGGACCAAAAACAAUUGGGUAUUCGACAACAUCAUUGUCGUCACUGCGGGAAAGCUGUUUGCGACAAUUGUUCGACCAAUCGCAUUAAUAUACCAAUAAUGGGAUUCGAGUACGAUGUCCGCUGCUGCGAUCCAUGCUACAAACAAUUGCAGACAGUGGAGCGUCCGUCUUUGGCAUCGUUCCAUGAUGCCAAACAUUGCAUUGUUCACAUGGAUUUGGAUGAGGAACGAAAACGCCUUUUGACUGUUGGACAGGAUAGACUAAUCAAAGUUUGGGAUCUAUCCACUAUUUGGGUAUAAUAUUUAAAUGGCCAUGUUCACGUUGCAUGAUUGGCGUUUCAACUAAAAUAUUAACUUGUAUGAAACGAAAUAUGAAUACCAAAUACUUAACUAAGUAUUGAUUGAUUGAUAAAUAGCAACGGCAUGACAACGCCGAGUUAAUGCACUUUUACAAUAUAAGCAAUGUUUAACGUAUAUGUUACUAUUAAAUAUAUACAUUACUUCAUACAUAAAAAUAUACAAAUAAGUUACAUUUUCAUCAGAAUGAAAUUGAUGUAAAACUAGAAUCCAUGGAUAUCAAUAAAAUAAAAUCAAUGUCU